AUGUCGUCGCUCUGGAACGCCCUCACGGGCGGCAACAAGCCUGCGCACCCUCAGCAGCAGCAGCAACAGCAGCAGCAGCACCACUACCAGGAGCCCACGUCCACCUCAUACGCCACGCCGCCGUCCACGUACGACCCGACGCAGGGCCAGGGCGUCGAGUCCUUCCUCCAGAGCUCUACCUUUGCCGACCCGUCACAACUACACCCGCUCGCGGGCCUCAACAAGGACACGCUCGAGUACUUGACGCUCGAGGACUCGGCGCUGUCGGACCUCCCCGGCGGGCAGUCGGUGCUGCCGUCGCGCGGCUUCACCGACGACCUUUGCUACGGCACGGGCAUCACAUACCUCACGGCGCUGUCGAUAGGCGGCGCCUGGGGCCUGCAGGAGGGCCUGCGGCGCUCCGCCGGCCAGCCGCCCAAGCUGCGCCUCAACUCGGUGCUCAACGCCGUGACCCGGCGCGGGCCCUUCCUCGGCAACUCGGCCGGCGUCAUCGCGAUUGUGUACAACUGCCUCAACUCCCUCGUCGGCAGCCUCCGCGGCAAGCAUGACGCCGCCAACAGCGUGCUGGCGGGCGCGCUGAGCGGCAUGGUGUUUAAGAGCACGCGGGGUCUCCGCCCCAUGAUGAUUUCUGGCGGCAUCGUCGGUUCCGUGGCUGGUGUCUGGGCGGUUGCGCGACGAACUUUCUUCCCCGUGCCCGAACCUGUGGCUCCCGUCGAGAGCCUGUAA
This is a messenger RNA of Purpureocillium takamizusanense, 726 nucleotides long. It is a transcript of the gene TIM23, whose product is annotated as Mitochondrial import inner membrane translocase subunit tim23. Gene Ontology annotation, molecular function: transmembrane protein transporter activity. Gene Ontology annotation, biological process: protein import into mitochondrial matrix. Gene Ontology annotation, cellular component: mitochondrial inner membrane; TIM23 mitochondrial import inner membrane translocase complex. Lineage: Eukaryota; Fungi; Ascomycota; Sordariomycetes; Hypocreales; Ophiocordycipitaceae. The transcript has 2 exons. The record is from RefSeq and is a predicted model, not a curated record. Bases 1 to 726 code for a protein of 241 amino acids.